AUGUCGGCGCCGCUGGUCAAAGUCUUGCACCGUCUGCAGGAGCUCUUCCAGAACAUGGUGUCCGCCCUCGAGACCAUGAUUCUCUUCCCUUCUUUCUUCCGCGGCUUCUCGCACCGCCGACGCAAACCCUUCCUGGGCGCUCACUGGCGCCGCCGCUCUCUCGAUGACUUCGCGGACGAGGUCGAUACCCUCUUCUCGGCGCCGUUGUCGACCCCCAAGAUGAUCGAUAUGUCCAACAAGAUCCGCGCUCAGAUCCGCGAUUGUCUUCAGAACAGCCCCUGUUGCAUGCUGCCUUCCUACACCCACGCUCUGCCCUCUGGCUCCGAGAAGGGCACCUACCUCGCGCUCGAUGUGGGAGGUUCUACAUUCCGGGUCGCUCUGAUUGAGUUGUCCGGACGUGAUCAGGAAAUGCGCAUCGUGCGGGUGUCAUCGUCCUAUAUCGAUAACAAGGUCAAGUUGCUGGAGGGAACCCAAUUCUUUGACUGGAUGGCGGGUCAUAUUGAUACCAUGCUGAAGGAUGUGGGCGCCGAUUACGGACGCGGCAAGGAGCCGCUAUCAAUGGGUUUGUCUUGGUCGUUCCCCAUCGACCAGACCUCGGUCAGCAGCGGGCUGGUGAUUCACAUGGGUAAAGGAUUCCACUGCUCGAACGGCACCGUCGGACAGGAGCUGGGCCAGUUGCUCAUUGAUUCCUGCGAGAAGCGCAACCUGAACGUGGAAAUGGCUGCUAUUGUGAACGAUAGCUCCGCUACUCUGCUCUCCCGCGCAUACGUCGACCCCAAGACUCGCAUGUCUUUGAUUUUGGGAACCGGAACCAACAUGGCAAUUCACUUCCCCGUGCACGAGAUCGGUCAGAGCAAGUUCGGUGUCCGCCCUGAGGACUGGUUCGAAUAUGCCAAGAACGUCGUCAUCAACACCGAGAUGAGUAUGUUUGGAGGUGGCGUGCUGCCCAUGACCCGCUGGGACGACAUUCUGAACCGCACCCAUCUGCGCCCCGACUACCAGCCGCUGGAAUACAUGAUCACCGGUCGAUACCUGGGCGAGAUCGUGCGAUUGAUCAUCGUGGAGGCCGUCGAGACCGCCGGUCUAUUCAAUGGCGAGCUGCCGCACUCCAUGCGUGAGCCCUACUCCUUCGACACCAGCAUCGUUGCCUUCCUCGAGGAAGACUCGUCCAUCUCCCUCGCCUCUUCGGCCGCCCUUCUCCAAAAAGAGCACACCUUCCCCAGCUCCCCCUCCGUCGAAGACCUGCGUUUCCUCCGCCGCAUCUGCCAAGUGACGUCCCGCCGCGCCGCAGCCUACUUGGCAACCGGCAUCCACAGCAUGUGGUGCCUCCGCAACGAAGUCGAGUUCCCGUCAUCCACCACCGACCUCUUAUCCAAGGAAUCACCCGAAGUCACCGUCAUCGAAAGCGACUCAUCUGCCAAGAAUGUCUCUAUCGCCUGCGACGGCACCGUCAUCAACAAGUACCCCGGCUUCCGCGAUACCUGCCAGCGCUACCUCGACCAGCUAUCCGCGCAAAGCCACCCCUCGUCAGUCUCCGCCAUCCGCCUCGUUCCCGCGCACGAGUCCGCCAUCCUCGGCGUCGCCGUCGCCGUUGCAGUGGCAGUAGCCGAGAAAGAGACGCGGUAG
Messenger RNA from Penicillium cinerascens, 1626 nucleotides. RefSeq names its product putative hexokinase. The record is from RefSeq and is a predicted model, not a curated record. The coding region runs from base 1 to 1626 and encodes 541 amino acids. Gene Ontology annotation, biological process: glycolytic process; glucose 6-phosphate metabolic process; intracellular glucose homeostasis. Lineage: Eukaryota; Fungi; Ascomycota; Eurotiomycetes; Eurotiales; Aspergillaceae. Gene Ontology annotation, molecular function: glucokinase activity; fructokinase activity; mannokinase activity. The transcript has a single exon. Gene Ontology annotation, cellular component: cytosol; mitochondrion.